Molecule: messenger RNA, 2124 nt
Organism: Brenthis ino (lesser marbled fritillary)
Lineage: Eukaryota; Metazoa; Arthropoda; Insecta; Lepidoptera; Nymphalidae
Source: the annotation of a GenBank genome assembly
AUGUCAUAUUUGAAUAAACUAAAUAAAAUUUGUUCAUCUAUUAAUGCCCAGUAUAGCUUAAGAUUUAGUCAUGCUCAACAGCUAAAGCCCAAAAUUCAGAAACAGCAUAUAGAUAAAGUGUUAAUUGCAAAUCGAGGAGAAAUAGCAUGUAGGGUUAUGAAAACAGCUAAAAAACUAGGAAUAACAACAGUUGCAGUAUAUUCUGAUGCUGACAAAAAUGCUAUGCAUGUUGAAAUGGCAGAUGAAGCCUACCAUAUUGGGACAGCACCUUCAACUCAAAGCUAUUUAAAUGCAUUAAAAAUUCUAGAAGUUGCAAAAAAAUCCAAUAGCCAUGCAAUUCAUCCUGGCUAUGGCUUUCUGUCAGAAAAUGUGGAAUUCUGUGAACAGUGUGCUAAUAAUGGUGUUAUUUUUAUUGGACCACCAACUUCUGCAAUAAGAGAUAUGGGCAUUAAGAGUACUUCGAAAGCAAUAAUGUUCAGUGCUGGUGUUCCAAUAGUAAAAGGAUAUCAUGGAGAAGACCAAAGCAUAGAGAAACUUCAAGAAGAAGCAAAGAGAAUUGGUUUUCCUUUAAUGAUUAAAGCUGUGCGAGGAGGUGGUGGAAAGGGUAUGAGAAUAGCCAUGACAGAAUCAGAUUUUUUGCCACAGUUGGAAUCUGCAAAACGAGAAUCUCUUAAAUCAUUUGGUGAUGACAACAUGCUCUUAGAACAGUACAUUACAGAUCCCAGACAUGUGGAAGUCCAGGUUUUUGCUGAUAUGUAUGGAAAUGCAGUACAUCUAUUUGAAAGAGAUUGUUCAGUACAAAGACGUCAUCAAAAAAUCAUUGAAGAAGCACCUGCUCCUGGUUUGUCCGAAGAAACUCGUAAAUCGAUAGGUGAAGCAGCGGUGCGAGCUGCCAAAGCUGUUGGGUACGUGGGCGCCGGCACUGUAGAGUUCAUCCUCCAUAGAAAGACACAUGAAUUUCACUUUAUGGAAAUGAAUACACGAUUGCAAGUGGAACAUCCUAUCACUGAAAUGAUAACUGGUACAGAUUUAGUAGAAUGGCAACUCCGUGUAGCGGCAGGCGAGCCCCUACCAAUGACACAAGACCAGAUCACGCGUCGUGGACACGCUGUGGAGUGCAGGAUAUAUGCUGAGGAACCGCGUGCUGGGUUCUUACCCAGAGCCGGGACUUUGCAUAGACUUAGACAGCCCAAGCCCGAAGAGAAUGUUCGAGUAGAAACUGGAGUAAGAGAAGGCCAAGAAGUAUCAGUUCACUAUGACCCCAUGAUAGCAAAGCUUGUUGUAUGGGGCCAAGACAGGAAUGAAGCGUUGGCUGUAACAAGACGAAAGCUAUCUGAAUAUCAAGUGGCAGGUCUAGAAACAAACGUGAACUUCCUCCUGCGUCUGAGCGGCGCGAGCGCGUUCGUGGCCGGCGACGUGCACACCGCCUUCAUCCCGCAACACGAGACCGAGCUGUUCCCGCAGACCGACUCCCGCCUGAGUCAGGAACACGCUAUUCAAGCCGCACUGGGACAUCUAAUCAAAUCCCAGAUAAAAGUUUCACAAAAUGAUUUGUGGAAAGGAAUCUCAGUGCCAUCUAGUGCGUGGAGACCAAACUACAACUUGAAAAAAAUAAUAAACUUAAAAUUUGACGAACAUGACACAAAGGUGGCUGUAACAUACGACAGCGCACCCAACACUUACAAAGUGCAAGUUAAUGAUGGGGACGUCAAAAGUGUCGAAGCAUACGUAAAGUUAAAUGAACAGGGUCUAAGAUUGAUCACAAAAGUGGGAGAUAAAACCAGUAAUGUGGGCCUCUUGACUUAUGACCACGAAGUGCAUGUGUAUGAUGAGAACGGCCAAACGGUUGUACAAUUACCGAGGCCCAAAUAUCAAGCCUUAACCACUGACGGUACGUCCUCGACCGAUACCGCCUGCUCUCCAACACCAGGCGUCUUAGAAAAAAUACUAGUGAAUAAAGGCGAUAAGGUGGUGAAAGGUCAGCCAUUAUUCGUAGUGAUAGCAAUGAAGAUGGAGUAUGUAGUGCGCUCGCCGCGAGAUGGCGUCGUGGCAGACGUGGCCGCGCUCAAGCAAGGCGACGCGGUUGGCAAGGGCGUCCAAGUGGUGGCGUUGGAAGGAGAAAAC